AUGGCGGGUAUACCUCCGUUCCCGUCAUUCGACAUAGAAGCCGAUAAAUCUAGCGCUGCCCACAGAUGGAACAAGUGGGUGAGGAGACUGGAAAAUUUGCUCGUGGGGCUAAACAUUACAAAUGACGGCAGAAAGCGAGCUUUGUUACUGCACUAUGCUGGUGAAAGAGUUUAUGACAUAUAUGACGCUGAAAAAGGGGACACUGGUACAAAUUAUGACGAAACUAAAAAAGUUAUCACCGACUAUUUCGCCCCAAAAGUAAACAAACAAAUGGAAAUCUAUAAAUUCAGGGCUUGUAAACAAAGUGAAAGUCAAUCUCUAGAUAAAAAUGUCACAGAAUUGCGGAUGCUGGCUAAAAACUGUGAAUUUGCAGACACUGAAGAAGAAAUAUUGCAACAAAUAAUUCAAAACUGCAAAUCAAGUAGACUGCGUCGAAGAGCCCUCCGUGAUAAUUGCAAAACACUGACCGACAUCAUUUCACUAGGACGCUCAUUGGAAAUUUCAGAUGAGCAAGCUGCUGCUAUGGAAUCUCCUAAACCGGCAGACAUAAAUAAGGUCAAAACAUCACAAGACGUACCAUAUCGUGGACGAAGAGGCGCAAGAAGACCUACAAGAGGUGGUCAACAGUUUCGCCCAAGAAAUACUGAAACUACCAAAUGCAGAAAUUGUGGAGGAAGAUACCCUCACAAUGGACAAUGUCCAGCACGUGGCAAAAUCUGCAACUUUUGUAAAAAGCCAAAUCACUUCAUGACAGUGUGCCGAAAAAAGCAAAAGGACCCAGAAGUUAGACAAAUUGAAAAGAAAACUGAUUCUUGUUCAUCAGAUGAUGAUUAUUGCUAUGCUUUAAAGUCCAAUGUGUCGAAAACACCAAAAUCAAAUGUAAAAAUCAACGACGUGCAGGUGAAUGUAUUGGUAGACAGUGGCGCUUCGGUGAAUAUUCUUGAUGAAAAUACCUACAGCAUAAUUGGUAAACCUCAACUGUCAAACAGAAAUUUGCCUAAAUUAUUACCAUAUGGCAGCCAAUCACCUUUGAAAAUAAUCGGAAAAUGCAAACUAACAAUUGAAAAACAAAAAAUCAUCAGCGUCGAGACAUUCCACAUUGUACAGGGCAGACAUGGAAGCCUUAUCAGCUAUCAAACGGCAUGCAAUUUAAAUAUUAUCGAAAUAGUCAAUCAAAUACUAGAAAACAAACAAGAAGAUGUGAAGCAAGACAAAUAUCCAAAUCUUUUCAAAGGGAUAGGAAAACUUCAAGACAAGACAGUUAAACUGCAUAUCAAUGAAAAUGUAAAACCAGUUGCUCAAAGACACCGAAGAACACCAUUUCAUCUGCGUAAUAAAGUAGAAAAAGAAAUAACAAAAUUAUUGGAUGAGGACAUAAUUGAAAAGGUAGAUAAUGAGCCAAAUCCGUGGAUCUCACCAAUUGUAACACGCCCGAAGAAGAAUCCUGAGGAAAUCAGAAUAUGUGUAGACAUGCGCGAAGCAAAUAAAGCCAUUGAAAGGGAGAGACAUUUGCUACCGACAAUUGAUGAACUGAUAACAGACCUAAAUGGUGCAAAAGUAUUUAGCAAAAUAGACUUACGUUCAGGCUACCAUCAAUUAGAACUUGAUAAAGAAUCACGAUACAUCACAAGUUUCAACACACAUAUGGGUAUAUACAGAUACAAGAGAUACAAGAGAUUGAAUUUUGGUAUCUCGUCUGCUUCCGAAAUAUUUCAAGAGACAAUUAAAUCUGUUAUUCAGGAUAUCGAAGGGACAAAAAACAUAUCUGAUGAUAUAAUAUGCUUUGCAAAAUCUCAACAUGAACACGACAAAGUAUUGGACAAAGUCUUCUGUAGACUCCAUGAAAAGGGACUCACAUUAAACAAAUCCAAAUGCGAGUUUAAUAAAACAGAAAUUACUUUCUUUGGUGUAGUAUUUGGCAAAGAUGGAAUUUCAGCUGACCCUGUCAAAGUGAAAGCAAUUAAAGAAAUGCUACCACCAAAAACAGUAACGGAGUUGAAAAGCUUUCUAGGAAUGACAAGCUACUGUUCUCGUUUCAUCGAAAACUAUGCAACAAUAACCGAUCCCUUGAGAAAACUUACGAGAAAAAAACAGACUGGCAAUGGGCAGAAACUGAACAAGCUGCUUUCCAAGCACUGCAACAUGAACUGUCUAGCGAUACUGUCAUGA
Ruditapes philippinarum (Manila clam) is the source of this 2169-nucleotide messenger RNA. RefSeq lists its product as uncharacterized. The coding region runs from base 1 to 2169 and encodes 722 amino acids. Gene Ontology annotation, molecular function: aspartic-type endopeptidase activity. Lineage: Eukaryota; Metazoa; Mollusca; Bivalvia; Venerida; Veneridae. Gene Ontology annotation, biological process: proteolysis. The transcript has a single exon. The record is from RefSeq and is a predicted model, not a curated record.